AUGAAUAGCAUUCGUCUAUAUGCUAUUUUGGUAGAUUUCUGUUUGAUAUUUGUAUUUUCUGGUUCAUCUUAUUUACCUGAAUGGUCGUCACUUGAUACAAGACCAUUACCUAGUUGGUAUGAUCAAUCGAAAGUGGGCAUUUUUAUACAUUGGGGUGUAUUCAGUGUUCCAUCGAUUAAUUCUGAAGCAUGGAUGUGGUGGGCAUGGAAAGGAGACAAUCCAAAUCCUGAUACUGUAGCUUUUAUGAAUAAAAAUUAUCCGCCUGAUUGGACAUAUGCAGAUUUUGCUGCACAAUUUCAUGCUGAACUUUAUGAUCCUAAUGAAUGGGCUGAUAUAUUUGCUGCAUCUGGUGCAAAAUAUAUCGUUCUCACAAGCAAGCAUCAUGAAGGUUUUACUUUAUGGCCAUCAAAAUAUUCAUUCAAUUGGAAUGCUAUGGAUGUUGGUCCAAAACGAGAUUUACUUGGUGAUCUAGCUAAUGCUAUUCGCAAUCGAACUGAUCUUGUUUUUGGUCUCUAUCAUUCAAUGUUUGAAUGGUUUCAUCCAUUGUAUUUAGAAGAUAAAAAGAAUGGUUUUCAAACACAAUUGUUUCCGAACAUGAAAACAUUACCUGAAUUGAAAGAAAUCGUUGAAAAUUAUAAACCUUCAGUUAUAUGGUCUGAUGGGGAUUGGGAUAAACAAUUUGUUUAUGCAUGUCUUCUUACUUGGCCAAACAAUACAACUGAAAUUACAUUAGGUGCACCAGUUAAUUCAUCAAGUACAAGUGUAACACUUCUUGGUUCAGAUGUUGGUCCAUUAAAUUGGCGCUCGGCUGGUGCAAGUGGUGGUAUAAUUAUUGAUGUAUCUAAUAUUAAAACCUAUUCACUUGCAAGUGAUUGGGCAUGGAUUUUCAAAUUACAAAAUGUUACUCCAAAAUAG
Rotaria sordida is the source of this 915-nucleotide messenger RNA. The record is from the annotation of a GenBank genome assembly. Lineage: Eukaryota; Metazoa; Rotifera; Eurotatoria; Philodinida; Philodinidae.